UAAACAAUAUAUAAAGAGUUGUGUCAUGGUAACAUUGAAGCUGUAUUCGAGAUUCAUACAACACAAUAUGGAAUUCAAAAGUGGUAUUAUUGUGCUUCAUCUAUUUCUAAUAAUCCUAAUUCAAACGCAAAUCAGAGCCGUUAUUUCACUCAACCAAGACUCUCUCUCAUCCGUCGAUCAAAAACGCCGUCACUUAACCGUAGAAACGUUGUCAUAUUUUAAGCGAAGAGAGCUUGCAGGCGGAGGAGGUAGCAGCGGCGGUGGCGGUUCUCGAGGCGGUUCUUCAGGUGGAAGCAGUGGUGGUGGAGGUUCUCGAGGUGGUUCUUCAGGUGGAAGCAGCGGUGGUGGCGGUAGUCGCGGAGGUGGAGGUGGAAGCCGUGGUUCUGGAGGUAACAAGGGUGGAAGAGGUGGAGGCCGUGGCGGAGAUGAUGGUGACAAUGAUAGUGGAGGCGGUAGCGGCGGAAAUAGUGGUCCUGGUACUACUACGACUACGACUACUACUCAAGGUGGCCGAUUUCCAAACGGUGGAGCUCAUCUUCAAUAUUCUUUAGUGGUUUUCAUCUUCAACAUAUGUUUAGUUUUCUUAAGUUUUAGGUUUUAGUGUUUUUUUUUUCUUCUCUUUCCUCUUAAUUGAUAUCUGUUUUCGUAUAAUGAUUUGUUUGGUUACGUAACUUACGUGACUUAGAUUGUUUGGUUAGAUUGAGAACCAAGAUAGUGAUUUACAUUUUCUAAUCUGAA
This is a messenger RNA of Eutrema salsugineum, 738 nucleotides long. RefSeq names its product keratin, type I cytoskeletal 9. The transcript has a single exon. NCBI's taxonomy places the organism in Eukaryota, Viridiplantae, Streptophyta, Magnoliopsida, Brassicales, Brassicaceae. The record is from RefSeq and is a predicted model, not a curated record. The coding region runs from base 26 to 601 and encodes 191 amino acids.